GUUUAACUGAAUCUGAAAAUCCCACGGGCCCCUUGGUCGGGGAGAGCUCCACGGGUGUUGGGGUGCCACUUGCGCACUCUCCAGCCACCCCACAACCCAACCAAGCGAGUCGAGCCUGCUACCAUCGACUGACAUGGCUACAAACUACAACUCGAUCUCACGAGACUUAAGUCCCAUCGCGUCCUCCACCUCGUUCAAGCGACGGACAGCCCGAUGGUACUUUCAAAUGUUUCUCAUCAACUUCAUCGAGUUUGCCGCGGAGUCGUCUCGCGGCAUUGUCAUGCCGACGCUCUUCCUCUACUGCCAAUCACUUGGCGGCACCCUCGUCGACAUGGGCUUGCUCACGUCCAUGUUCAGCGUUGGUCGUCUCAUCUCGUCGUUUGUGUUUGGCUGGAUGUGCGAUCGGUACACGUUUCGCACUGUGUACAUCUUGUCAUCGUCCAUUGGAAUCCUCGGCAACGUGAUCUACCUGUUUGCGGACUCUCAUGUGCUCAGUAGCCUCGAAGUGCUGCUCGUGUCGCGGUUCAUUGUCGGGUUCGGAGCCGGGAACCGCAGUGUUUGCCGCGCCGACGUCGCGCGCAUGACGUCCGUGGAACAACGCCUCAAGUACAUAACGAUUUUGUGCAUGGUGGUGUUUCUCGGGUAUGCGUUGACGCCUGGCAUGGGCGCCGUUCUUGUUGGGGUCGACACGAGCAUCAUGGGGCUGCAUCUGCAUGAGCUGACUGCCCCCGGUUUCACUUUGACCAUUCUCAACUUGAUGACCUUGCUGUUCAUGAUCCUUUCGUACGACGAAAGCAUGAACUCCGACCACGCACCAGUCUCUACACCCGUCUUGACCGGCAAGGCAAGCAAGGAUCCCGGGCUGGCGUCGCCGCUCAGCUCAUAUGAGCUCCCGACCAAUUUAGUGUACAUCGGAGUUGGAGUCUUCAUCGUGCUCAACAUCAUCGGUCGCGGCAUUCUGUCGAUCUUUGAAACGAUCAACGUGCCGCUGUACUUGGACGUGACGGGGUAUUCAAAUGCGAACGCUGUCACGUCGGCCGCGUCGUUCCAGUUCAACAUGGGUCUCCUCGGGCUGCUCAGUUACUUGUCGAUUGAAAUGUUUCGCCACAAGAUUACCGACACUGCGUGGCUCUUGAUUGGGCUGAGUUCGCUCGUCGUUGGCAAUGCGCUGCUCUAUUUUUUGUGGCCGCUCACGUUCAACGAGAUGGCCAUUGGUGUGUUCUUUGUCUGGAGCAUCGGCAGUCCGCUGAUCACGGCCGUGUCGGUCGCAGCCUUCUCGAAAAUCCUCGGGUCGAGGCAGCAAGGGACUUGGAUGGGCAUUCUCGGAUCGUCGGCGUCUGUGAGCCGCAUCGUGCUGCCGCUCCUCCCUGCCGUUUUUGCCACAUUCGAUCCCAUGUUCCUCAUCAGUUUGAUCAUGUCGUCCGUCGGAAUUGUUCUACUCGUUUGGUACGAGCGCCUUGUCCACAAUGACAAAGCCGCGCAUACCUCGACGCGCUCCAUCUCGAUGGUGUAGGUGCGCUUUUCGAUGGAUUUCUAUAUCGCCAUCGCCUGUAGGAUAGAUGUACAUAAAGAUGCACGAGAUGUAAACGAAUUCAACACGUUUCUCGAUGCCGACAGCCAUCUUUGGCCACAUGUG
Molecule: messenger RNA, 1636 nt
Organism: Aphanomyces invadans
Lineage: Eukaryota; Oomycota; Saprolegniomycetes; Saprolegniales; Verrucalvaceae
Exons: 1
Coding region: 134-1513 (459 amino acids)
Biological process (GO): transmembrane transport
Molecular function (GO): transmembrane transporter activity
Source: RefSeq, a predicted model, not a curated record